GUAUACGUGACGUCGAUUCAUAUGCUGACGACUCACUGUCAAAGGAAACGCCGUCAAAGACCUCAGUCACGAGACUGCAUGCAUUACUUACCUCUCGUCUCGGAGACCUCUCUGCUAAACCAUUCAGUACUAACACAAGUAUAUCUGCGCGAGGCAAGUUUCUGAGUCCAGCCCGGGGGAUCUGCCAAGUAGGAGAUGCUUGAUGUUGACGGUCAACAGCCAAUGCGUUGAUAUAUGCGGGGCUACUUACAGCACCUCAGACGAGAGGACGACGCAUUUGCGUCCCGAAACUGUAACCGACGUGGGGUGCUCAUCAUCGCUCGGAUCCAUACACCGUGUCCUUGAUGAACAAGCCGAGCUUCCACCCGUACGGCAUCAGGUAACUCUAAGUACCCUGUGGUGCAGACGUGAUAACUUUGUUCUGCAGUACGGGAUGAAGGGUGCGCCCUGGGGCCUGCAUAGACCACUUCAACCAUCCUGUGGAUCGUUCCAAGGACGUGCGCGCCCGCAUGCACUAGGUAAUAGUCUACCGCAUAAGACGUACCUGGGCGCAUACACGAUACAUCCCCCCACCGAACAAGCACAUCGCUUGUUGGCUCACAUUGACAAGCGGCCAAGCAGCUCGAGCAUCGGUGUGAAGAUGUAUCACGAUGUUGUGGGUGCCGCGGAGCGCGAGCACUUGGUCUUGCAGGACAGAUCUGACGUUUGUGCUGUCAGACGAGAUGUCCACAACGUAAACGAGAAAUCCAGGAUACCAAGUACAUACCAGUGGGUGUGGCAGAUGUCAAGCCGAAGCAAUACCCAGGACGCCGUUGUUGAUACUAAUAGCAGAUGCAUGUGUGUUCGAGUUCAUUGAUGAGAAGCAGUGAAUGACUCGACUGAAACGUAAGGAACCUCAAUCAGGCAAGAACACGCACAUACCACUGAGAUGAGUGGAAUGCGAGUUCUGUAUGUCCAACGACAACAUUGUAACUACCUGUUCGUCACGGAG
Messenger RNA from Fomitopsis serialis, 991 nucleotides. RefSeq lists its product as uncharacterized. The transcript has a single exon. NCBI's taxonomy places the organism in Eukaryota, Fungi, Basidiomycota, Agaricomycetes, Polyporales, Fomitopsidaceae. Bases 203 to 856 code for a protein of 217 amino acids. The record is from RefSeq and is a predicted model, not a curated record.